Molecule: messenger RNA, 1484 nt
Organism: Aegilops tauschii subsp. strangulata
Lineage: Eukaryota; Viridiplantae; Streptophyta; Magnoliopsida; Poales; Poaceae
Product: pterin-4-alpha-carbinolamine dehydratase 2, mitochondrial
Biological process (GO): tetrahydrobiopterin biosynthetic process
Cellular component (GO): mitochondrion
Molecular function (GO): 4-alpha-hydroxytetrahydrobiopterin dehydratase activity
Source: RefSeq, a predicted model, not a curated record
AUGGGGGACGAGCCUGCUGCUAAAGUUGGUGAGCCGUCGCAGCCCAGUUGUGUCCGAUGCAAUUCAAAGGAUUUACAUACCAUGUCAGAGGAUUCUGCUAAAACGUUGCUGGAACAUGUGACCGGUUGGGAGGUGAAAAAUGAGGGUGACAUUCUGAAAUUGCACAUGGCAUGGAAGGUGAAGAACUUUGUGAAAGGGCUUGAGUUCUUUCAGCUUGUUGCUGCUGUUGCCGAGGAAGAAGGUCACCACCCAGAUCUUCACCUUGUUGGUCGGAAUAAUGUGAAAAUUGAUGUGUGGACUCACUCAGUCAGCAAGUGUUCCACUGUUCCAUAUGGUUAUUUUGAGUUCAGAUUUCACUCUAGGAUUUCACGUAUUACCUCUGUUGAUUUCCGGGAAAAACGGAGCAGCAUUAAUAUAGUAGAUCAUUAAAUCCCUUGGGACCUGGAAAACCAAAUUUUGUGUUGUACUCUAUUCCGAACAGUAGUGAUUUACUAGUUAUUCAUUUGCUGCCUUAGGAACCCUGACGGGCUGACAAUGAUAUGAUGUGGACUAAUUAGAAGUCGUUCGAUCUUGCAAAAUUGGCAGGUACUUAGGUGCUUGAUGCCUGUUAUUGGCAGUUGGCCAUUGUCGUUGUUUAACUUAUUUUUUGUGUAGGGAAAUCCAAUCAACUUAAAUAAGGAGGAAAACAAGCCAUACAAAACUGAGUGAAAAUACCAAUUAUAACAGUGAAUUCGUCGUGAACUGAUGCUAAAAACAUAGGUAAAAUAGAGGACUCACCGGCACGUUUGUUUAUAGUUAUAUGGUGUCAACUUGAUUCACUCUGUUGGGAUGAUGGAUGUAAAAGGUGAGUGAGCUUCCGUCCAUCAGAAGUUGACAAGAAGACAGUCAAAGUGUACAAUACCUCUCACUUUUUUUGGUGCCAGAGGUGAAAACCUCCCAAACCAAGUGGCUGAAACAAAAGCCAGGGGGAUUCCUUCCUGUGGUGUCAACUCACACGCGGGCCUACAAAGUAGAGCAGAGCAUGUUCUAAUGCAGCAGAUCAGAGCAUGCACAAAAGAGAAGAGGAGUGUCAGGACCCAGUUGCAGUGUUCUCUCUGUUUUCGUGAUUCAGUUGAAUUCAGACUUCUAACCAUGGGCGUGAAGCUGUGGGAACCGUCCAUCUUCCAUCCAACGCUCCUGGUGGCUUCGUACCGCUUCGGAAAGCUACAGAAGACGUGGUGCGUUGAUCUUCCAUCGGACGGCUCUGGGUGGUCAAGGCGUCGCUGUUGAUCUCUCUGGAAAGCUCAACCACUCCCCUCUCCUCCAUGUGCGCUUCUCGCACCUUCUAGAGUCUUGUAAGGCUAUAUAGCCAGGUUUUGAGAGCCUGCGUGCUCAUGCUUAUCUUCUUGGGGUAAACCCUAGCCGCCGGUGUUCCCGGUUGGUCUCGCUUGUACCAAAACCUUAGUUAACUUUCCUCUAAAAUUCAGCCCUGAAGGUGCUAGUUC